Molecule: messenger RNA, 1782 nt
Organism: Fusarium oxysporum Fo47
Lineage: Eukaryota; Fungi; Ascomycota; Sordariomycetes; Hypocreales; Nectriaceae
Product: arrestin family protein
Exons: 2
Coding region: 1-1782 (593 amino acids)
Biological process (GO): ubiquitin-dependent endocytosis
Cellular component (GO): cytoplasm; cytosol
Molecular function (GO): ubiquitin protein ligase binding; protein-macromolecule adaptor activity
Source: RefSeq, a predicted model, not a curated record
AUGCCCGUGACUCUUGGGAAUCGGGCAAUCUGCUCCAUUCACCUCGAUGAACCCAGUCUUUUCCUGUCAGGAUUUGAAUCCUUGUGCCAGGACUGUUAUCAGGAGCGGAAUGACACUGCAUUAUUACGAGGAACACUCCAGCUGCAAGUCACAAGAAACACGAAGAUCAAGUCAGUGCAGCUUAGGCUGGUGGGACGCACUCACUUGGCCUGGCAACAGGCAACGCAACCAGACUUCCACGAGGAAUGUAACAUGCCAACACAAGUGUCGACAUUCUUCAGCGCCUUGAACAACCUUGAAAAGAAUGAUUUUGGGUUCCAGUGCAGAUACCAGUUGCAGGGCGCAUCAGGCUCCGACAGCAACCUUAUGAAUGAAGGAAAUACAUUGGCACCGUUGGAUCUAAAUCUUCACAGCAUCAUGGGUGCCAAAAAGAGACGGCGUUUGGCUCUUGACAACGUUCAAGCACAAUAUUACAACCAUGGCAAUACGAUUCGACCCGCAACUGAAGUACAAGACUACAAGAUUUUCAGCCCGGGUACAUACGAUUAUCCCUUUGCAUUCUCAAUCGCACAAGACGAACUGGAGACGAUCAAGGUACCAUAUGGCUCUGUGAAGUGGGAGCUACGUGCAACUAUCGCUCGCGCUGGUAUGUUCAACACCAAUCUUCGUGGCAGAAAAGAGGUUACAUUGGUGAGAAUUCCAGAUCCAUUAUCUCUGGAGACGAUGCAGCCGAUCCUGUUUAGCCGGCAAUGGGAGGACUUUUUAUACUACGAUAUAAUCGUAGGGGGAAGAAGCUUCCCUAUCGGCAGCAUGAUCCCUAUCUUCCUUCGGCUGGGGCCUCUGGACAAGGUCCAAGUGCAUGGGUUCGAGGUCUUGGUAACCGAAUCUAUAGAAUACUCGUCGAAUAACAAGAAGGUUAUCAAGAGGACUCCCAGUCGCACCGUCCUUCUCCUCAAGAAGACAGCUGAGAAAGCUAUUUUCCCUUCAUGGGCGACUUCAGGCCUCGUAACCGUCCGUGAUGGCGAAUUCACCCCAGAGCCGAGAAACGAGACUUGCGAAAUGGCUACCGAACAAAGGAGUGCAGAGGCAUCAGGGGAGCGGACAUUGGCCGAUACUGUGACAGAGAGACGAGACAGCCUUUUGUUCAACUCGGAUCUGGAUUUGCCGACUUUCUGGGGUACAACUGAGAUCGAAGCAGCUGUGCAGAUCCCCACGUGUGGUAUGAUGUUGAGGAGGGGGGACCUAAGGCUGCACCCCAAGUGUAUAUGGAAGAAUGUCGUUGCAAAGCAUUGCCUGAAGAUCAUACUGCAUAUCAGCCUUCUUGAUGCCAAUAACCCGGCUGAGAAAAAGCGCAUCUAUCGAGAUACCAUCACAUACUUGCCGCUUGCUCUUCUUAACUGUCGAGCCAACCAGGCUAACAUGAGCCUUCCUUCCUACUCUGAUGAGACAUUUCCGUCUCUGAGCUAUCACAAAAGCUGUGGGUGCCCUGAUGCUUUGACCAUACCGAUCGAAAAGCCACCCCGCCAUUCCAUUGGAGGGCUGGCUGCGUGCCACCUUGUCGCUGACGGGCAUAACGCCCACCCUACCACAAACUCAUGGCAACCCACUGAUGUAUCGGGGGACCACACCUUCGACCUGUCUAGCUCCGAUAGCGACAUCACACCACCAGCCGUCCCCGCACUCAUCAACGACGAACUCCCACCACACUACGAUGACAUUGUGCGUGGCACUGGUCUCAACGGCCUUGGAGAUCAUUUCUCCAAUCUAGCACGUUAUGGAUGA